Molecule: messenger RNA, 6057 nt
Organism: Sinocyclocheilus grahami
Lineage: Eukaryota; Metazoa; Chordata; Actinopteri; Cypriniformes; Cyprinidae
Product: G-protein coupled receptor 161-like
Exons: 19
Coding region: 3022-4779 (585 amino acids)
Biological process (GO): G protein-coupled receptor signaling pathway
Cellular component (GO): recycling endosome; plasma membrane
Molecular function (GO): G protein-coupled receptor activity
Source: RefSeq, a predicted model, not a curated record
CCUGCACUCCGGAACAGACUCUUUCUACCUGGAGUUUCAUUGUCAGAUAUGAAACUCCGCUCCUGGGGCCCUGUGCGGUUUGGCCCUUCUGGAAUUCCUGUGUAAUUGUGCCACAGCUGUGGAGAGACACUAUUACAUUGCAGCUGUUAAUAUUAACUGGGACUACACAUCUGCCAGACAGCACAGGACUGGACCGUCAUAUAAAAAAAAGUCGAAUACAGAGAGUAUAAUGAGGGAUUCACACAGGCUAAACCACAUCCCUUGUCCUCAGGAUCAUUAUACUUUGACAACACGUCACUCUAUGAGAAAGAAGAUGACGUCAUUUUACCCAGCCAAAAGCACACAUACCAGUGGGAGGUGACCUCUGAGGUGACCCCUACAGCUGCGGACCCCCCAUGCAUCACCUACACAUACCUUUCCCACUUUGACAUUGUUAAGGACUACAAUACAGGGUUAAUAGGCACAAUGCUGAUCUGCAAAAAAGGCACCCUAGACAGCUCCAGAAAUCAGAUUAAUUUCCAUCAGGAGGCUGUGCUGUUGUUUGGAGUGUUUGAUGAAUACAAGAGCUGGUACAGCACUGGGGGCCCUGAACGGGCACACAAUGUGAAAUACACUACAAAUCUACACAAAUGGCUCUGUACCAGAUCUGGACAUCUGUGCCCACUCCAAAGUCAGCUGGCACCUGCUGUGAAUGAGCUCUGAGCCAGAGCUCUUCUCUGUACACUUCAAUGGGCAAGUCCUUCUGCAUGAUGGACACAAAACCUCAUCUGUUGGCAUCAUUAGUGGAACUGCCACUAGUGCCAGUAUGACUGGUGUCCACCCCGGCCGCUGGCUUAUUUCCUCUCACAUUAGCAGGCACUUGGAAGCUGGUUUGCAUGGAUAUCUAAAUAUCAAGACGUGUGAGGAGUACACAGCACCAAAUAGAUGGCUUACCAUCCAACAGAAACAAGAAAGCCAAGAGUGGACUUACUAUACAGCAGCAGAAGAUUUCUGGGAUUAUGCUCCAAAUAUGCCUGAAAACAUGGAUGGUCUCGGCCUUGAAUCUGAAAUAACAGAGAAAAGAACAUCAUCCACUAAUGUUACAAUGAAAUCUCCCAGUGAAAUUUUGAGAAUCAGAGCUCUUUUCUUCAGACAGUACAGAGAACACGUCCUUUUCUCUUAGCCCUUUCAAUAAUGUUUCAUCCAUGAAGAACAGCUCAAAGCAAAGGUGAAGAGGAAGUAGUCAUCUAUCUGAAGAACAAUCACAGCGAGGCCAUACUCACAUCUCAUCUCGAGCCAAAAGAAGAGCACUAGGGUUAUGAAGGCAAACAUGAACUGGUUCGUAUGGAAAUCCCAGAUCACAUGAACAAAUACAUCACAGACAAAUCUGAAGCAAAAUCAAAUAAGCCAAAGAUUGCCGAGAAAGGCAUAUGGCAUGAAGACGAAGAAAAGGAAAGAGUAUAGGCCACAGCCACAUUCUGAUUUUUCUCCAAGAGGUAUUCCUCCAAGAGUUUUAGGAGCUUCUGUGUUGACCCCAAGGGGAACCAGGCCUGUGUCUAGUGAGGACGACCUGAUGGGGAAAUCCAUCAUCAUAGGAGUGCCAAGAUGUGAUUUCAAUGAUUAUGAGUUAUAUGUUCCAAAACAAGAGCAGGGUGAAGAUUUUGAAUAUGAAUAUAGAGUACAAAGACCCUUAUAGCAAACAAGCAAAUGUUCAAAGCACAGUGCUUAAUAUAACAUCUCAGCAUUUCUUAAAACUUGCUGGAGACAAGGAUACCAGAACUUAUUUCAUCUCAGUUGAAGAGGAAGAAUGGGAUUAUGCUGGUUAUGGGCAGAGGAGGCUUGAUAAAUCAUCUCAAAACGAGAGGCCUACAGCUUUCAAAAAAGCGGUGUUCAGAAAGUACCUUGACAGCACCUUUACUAUCAGAGACAUCAGAGGGGAAAUUAAUGCCUGGGAAUUCUGGGUCCGGUCAUUAAAGCUGAAGUUGAUCAGACUGUUAUGGUAAUUUUCAGGAACCUUGCCAGCCGCCCGUACUCUUUGCAUGCAAAUGGAGUAAAGUACUUAAAGCAAAUGGAAGGCCUGAGUUAUGAUGAUCAAUCACCGUACUGGUACAAACAGGAUGAUGCCGUACAACCCAACAGCACCUUUAUUUACAUGUGGACUAUAAAUUCGAAAUCUGGACCUCAAAAUAAUGAAUCUGACUGUCGAACAUGGACCUGCAACUUUGCAGUGAAUCCUAUAAGCAUGAAUGUUCCUUCAUAUUCCUCUUAAUUUAAGACUGCUCCACAAGGGCUGUCCAUGUUACAAAUAAGUUCAUUUAAAUACAAAUUAGUGUCAAAUAACUAUUAUUAAUUUCCACUUACAAUUGAAUUACUUUCUUGCAUAAGAGAGAGACAUAAACUCUGGGCUGAUUGGACCGCUUCUGGUGUGCAGGAAGGGUAUCCUGGAUAAAAAGCCUCUGGACAGAAGAGAGUUCAUCCUGCUUUUUAUGACGAGAUGAGAAUAAGAGCUGGUACUACGAGGAGAAUUGGAAGAGGAUUGAAAGGAAAAACAAAAGAGCAGUCAUGGAUCCAAAUUUUCUAAAUAAUUUAAAGUUUGACACUAUCAAUGGUAUUAUCUACAGUCUCAAAGGACUAUGAAUGUACACAAAUCAGCUAGCGAAGUGGCAUCUGAUCAACAUGGGCUGUUCUAAAGUGUUAUACGGUGGAGUGGAGUGCCUCCACAGUGUCCAUUUCCAUGGUCAAACGUUCAUAAAUAAGGAGUUAAAGGAUCACCCGUUAGGGUAUUUACCCACUUUUAUCAGGUGGAUUUGUCACACUGGAAAUGUUGCCUUCAAAGCCUGGUCUCUGGCAGCUGGAGUCUGAAGUUGGACUCUCACAGCAGAGGGGAAUACAGACGUUACUCCUUGUGUUAGAUAACGUCUGUGAUCAUCCUCUUGGUCUCAUCUCUGGAACUGUGAAAGAUGAGCACAUUACAGCAUCUGACUCUAGAGGACAAUGGAAUCCUCAUUUGGCCAGACUACAUAAUACAGGGAAAUACAAUGCAUGGAGUACAGAAAAGACAGGACAGCACAUUCAGUUUGUCAACAUGUCUGUCCAGACUUGGGUACCCAGCAGCCUCCCAUAAUGAACAGCUCUAAGAAUGGGACAGUGGUGGCCAACUCCACUAAUGGCCUGGACGACGACGGGCUCGUGGUCCUGGAGUCUGUCUCUAUCAUCAUAAUAGCCAUAUUGGCAUGUCUGGGGAAUCUGGUCAUUGUGGUGACGCUAUAUAAGAAGCCCUACUUACUGACACCCAGUAACAAAUUUGUCUUCAGCCUGACUUUGUCCAAUUUGCUGCUGUCUGUCCUAAUGCUGCCCUUCGUUGUGGCCAGCUCAGUGCGUCGGGAUUGGAUGUUUGGAGUGGUAUGGUGUAACUUCACAGCACUGCUCCAUUUACUCGUCAGCUCAUCCAGCAUGCUUACACUUGGAGCCAUUGCCAUUGACAGGUACUAUGCUGUUUUAUAUCCCAUGAUCUACCCCAUGAAAAUCACGGGAAACCGAGCUGUGCUCGCCAUUGUUUACGCGUGGCUCCACUCCCUGGUCGGAUGCCUGCCGCCGCUUUUCGGUUGGUCCGCGUUCGAGUUUGACCGCUUCAAGUGGACCUGCACAGUGGCUUGGCACAAGGAGAUCAGCUAUACUGCCUUCUGGGUUACGUGGUGCUGCCUUCUGCCACUGGCAGCCAUGCUGAUCUGCUAUGGCGUUAUCUUCCGUGUGGCCCGCAUCAAAGCUCGGAAGGUUUACUGUGGUAGCGUGGUGGUGGCUCAGGAGGAGUCCAGUUCUCAGAAGAACGGCCGCAAGAACUCUAAUACUUCCACAUCUUCUAGUGGAAGCCGCAAGAGCCUGGUGUACUCUGGGAGCCAAUGCAAGGCCUUCGUCACCAUUCUGGUGGUGCUGGGGACGUUUCUGACCACUUGGGGUCCAUAUGUGGUAGUUAUCAGCACAGAAGCACUGUGGGGUAAAGACAGUGUUUCUUCACAGAUGGAGACGUUGGUCUCCUGGCUGUCCUUCACCAGUGCCGUGUGUCAUCCGCUUAUUUAUGGGCUGUGGAACAAGACAGUACGUAAGGAGUUGUUGGGCAUGUGCUUUGGCGACCGCUACUACAGAGAGUCUUUUGUUAUACGGCACCAGACCUCUCGUCUCUUCAGCAUCUCUAACUGGAUAACGGAUUUGGGAAUGUCUCCUCACCUGACGGCCAUGUUAGUGGGCGGUGGGCAGCUCCUGGGCCGUGGCAGCAGCACUGGAGACACUGGCUUCAGCUACACCCAGGACUCAGCUACAGACGUCAUGCUGUUGGACAGCUACAACUCAGAGCCCUCCCACUCAGCCCACUGUGCUGCCAAUAAAAGAAGUUCUGUCACAUUCGAAGACCAAAUGGAUCGGAUUCCUAAAGGUGACCCCUCAGUAGUCCAAGUGACAGCAGACAUCCACAAGUCUUUGGACAGCUUUGUGUCCUCUCUGGCUAAGGCUAUAGAGAACGAUGCCAAGCUUCAACUCUUUGGGGAAUGGACUCAAAUUCCAACAAGUCUGUUUACAAUACGAAACACACAGAGAGCUCCCCGUUACCUGGAUGGACAGAGACUCAGGAUGGAAAGCAUCGAUGAAGGAAUAGUUAAAGAUGAUGACGAUGAUGAAGAGCGUAAGGAAAAAAUAGCUAGCAACUGCUGCUACUUACUUGCCUUGGAGAGACCAAAGACCUACAGUGAUGGCUGUACCUGCAAGGCAUCAGGUACUAGAAGCCCUACUGUCACUCAUCAGAAGUAGUUAUGUUUUUGCAACAUAAAAGUUAUUGUAAAGUCAUGUACAGCCCUUGUAUAUUUGUCAGGUAUUUCACCUGUGUUGGGUACUGUGUGUCUUAUGUUUACUCUUUUCUUAGAAGGAAACUGUUAACCACUCCAUUUUAUACAUACUGACAGUUUGUAAGAAUGAUUAUCCUAGAGCUCUCCUCUCCACCAUUUUAAGUUCAGGUCUAUUCAUAUAUUAAAUUAUUUUAAGUGCCACAAGGUUCAAAGAAAAUAUACCAAAUGUCUAGGGGGUUAUAUUGACGUGGACAAAGGAAAUCACUUUUCAGGCCCUUACGCAUUAUAAAAUAUUUCUUCAGGCAUUGAAUUAACAUCAGAGAAUCAUGUAAAGAGAGAGAGAGAUACUGGGCAUAAAAAAAGGUAGAAUACCCUUAUACCCGGUUUUAUCCAUAGUUUUUGGUGGAAAAGCUGAUUAAAAUGUUUUGACAAUGUAAUGGUGCGAGAAAGCAUCUGCAGUGCCAAUACUGAAGUCAUUGGUACAAUUGCACGAAGAUUUUGUUACAUUUGAUCAGUGACUUCUCACAUCUGUGUUUUUGUUUUUACUAUUUUGGUUAGUGUACUCCGUAAGGAUUAAUCAUUCCUGUGGAAUCUUUUUUUUGCAUUAUGCCAGUCAGUUAUAUACCAAUAUUAAUAGGCUUCUUUGUCAAUGGCUGCAUUAUUUGUUUGCAAACCACAGCACAUAAUGCUUUUUUUAUUUUUAUUAGUACUGUUAAUAAUUUUUUUUAUGGGUACUCAAGCUUUCAGUCAUGUUUUGUUUGAAUCACAACACAUUUAAUGUUUAAACUGUCCUCUGGUACAUGGUUUGAAAAGGAACCGGAUCUCGAUCUGAAAAUUUGUGGACAAACAUUUAAAAAGAUGGCUUGCAUUCCUUAACAGUGCUGAAUGAGUUUAGCAUAGAAUGGCAUGCUAAUAGACGAGGAGAUAUUUCAUCUUAGCUUUUCCCAGCAAUCACUAGUCACUUAGCAGAAUGCUCAAGUCAACAGCUGCCACAACAAAGGCCAUCUGUGCUGUUAGGAGAGAGAAGCACGACCUGCCAACUAACGCUAGAACCAUUUGGCUAGACAGCAGUGGGUUGUAUGUAUAGACGGAGUCAAAAACAGUUCUCAUUUUAAUAAACUUUUAUAAAAAUUCUGCAGUGUAACAAUGAGUAUUGGCUGUUUUGGAUAAUGAGAUAUUGCAAGUAGUACCUGUAAAUUGGGGUUAGGCAGAAGAUCCCUGUGCAACGCAAGAUUUAGUAAUG